Molecule: messenger RNA, 3204 nt
Organism: Acanthaster planci (crown-of-thorns starfish)
Lineage: Eukaryota; Metazoa; Echinodermata; Asteroidea; Valvatida; Acanthasteridae
Product: cell division cycle protein 20 homolog
Biological process (GO): positive regulation of ubiquitin protein ligase activity; positive regulation of anaphase-promoting complex-dependent catabolic process; anaphase-promoting complex-dependent catabolic process
Cellular component (GO): anaphase-promoting complex
Molecular function (GO): anaphase-promoting complex binding; protein binding; ubiquitin ligase activator activity
Source: RefSeq, a predicted model, not a curated record
UUUAUUUGAAACUGCAAGCUUAAAUUAAAUGCACUUUUCAGAUGUAUUAGAAGAUCAUGCUAAAUUAUGUUUAUUUCCAUGAUCCAGCGACGGACCAAUCCAGAGGACGGCAUCUGCGUCGCUAAGAACCAAUCACAACGCGGGUCAUUUAAAUGCUGCAUGCGCCUGCAAAGCUUGAGCACAGCUGAUUACAUGUACAUAUACAUGGUCAAUUGGCAUGACUGGUUACGAUUUUUUCGAGCGUGAAAAGUAAAUGCCGCAAUGACGCAUCUCAACUUUGACAAUGACAUCAACAGCCUCUUGAGGCUGGACGGACCCACGGGUGGCCCAGCCAUGCGCUGGCAGCGUAAGACGACUGAAACAUCCAUGUGCAACACCUCCCUCAACAAGAGCCUCAACAAGAGCCUUAACCGGAGCCUAAGUAAAAGCCUAGGCAACGUGAGCGGCAUCUCCCCCAUGAAGGGGGCCAACCACUCCUUCAGCAGGAGCAGGACGCCCUCAAAGUCCAAGACGCCCAGCGGCAAGAGAUCCAAGACACCAGGCAGGACUCCCUCCAAGGUACCCGUUGGAGACCGCUUCAUACCCAACCGUAGCGGCACCAACUUUGACGUCAGUGCUUUCAAGCUCCUAAACUCAUCUGUCUCCAACCAGGAGAACCAGGAGUUGCAGAGCCCCCAGAAGAUCGACUACUGCAAGACCAUGUCGGACAACCUGAACGGUGACCUGCUGAAUGCCAAGAUUCUGUCUUACAAGAACAGGCCACCGGUGGCUCCUGAAGGCUUCCAGAACAACUUGCGAGUCCUCUACAGCCAGACCAAGACGCCCGGCUCCUCCAAGAAGUCGACGAGACACAUACCCCAGGUCCCAGAGAGGAUUCUGGAUGCGCCAGACAUGCUGGAUGAUUACUACUUGAACCUGAUCGACUGGAGCAUCCACAACCACCUCGCGGUGGCGCUGGCCAACAGCGUGUACCUGUGGGACGCCAGCAGCGGCAGCAUCAACCACCUGAUGCAGCUGGAGGGGCAGGAGGACUACGUCUGCUCGGUGUCGUGGGUGCAGGAGGGCAAUUACCUGGGGAUCGGGACCAGCAGCGGCGAGGUCCAGCUUUGGGAUGUGGCUGCUACCAAACGGUUACGUAACAUGCUGGGUCACGCUGCUAGAGUGGGUUCCCUCGCCUGGAAUAGCUUCAUCCUCAGCAGCGGUUCACGCUCGGGGGCCAUCCACCACCACGACGUCCGGGUCCAGAACCACCAGGUGGCUACCCUCACGGGCCACACCCAGGAGGUGUGCGGGCUGAAAUGGUCGCCUGAGGGCCGCUACCUGGCCAGCGGGGGCAAUGACAACUUGCUGAACAUCUGGCCGGCGGCAUCGCACGGCGACCCCACCACGCCGGUCCACACCUUCACCCAGCACCAGGCUGCUGUCAAGGCCCUGGCCUGGUGCCCCUGGCAACCCAGUGUCCUGGUCAGUGGAGGAGGCACGGCAGACAGACAUCUGCGCUUCUGGAACGUCAACAGCGGCACUUGCCUGAACAGCGUGGACACAAAAUCACAGGUGUGUGCCGUCCUCUGGUCGAAAGAGCACCGGGAGUUGGUGUCGGCCCACGGCUUUGCCCAGAAUCAACUCAUCAUCUGGAAAUACCCCACCAUGAGCAGAAUAGCUGAGCUCCUCGGUCACACGUCACGCAUCCUGCACAUGUGCAUGAGUCCCGAUGGCACCACAGUAGCCACGGCGGCCGGCGACGAGACACUACGGUUGUGGAAGUGCUUCCAGACCGACCAGCAGCGGAAGACGGCCAAGAAGAGCAGCACGUCCAGUGGCCCGUCUAGCGCCCUCAAGCUACGGCAGAGCAUUCGUUAGGACAGUGUGCGCGUCGACCCCAAAGGGGCUCGGUGACAGUGGAUGUGAACAGCGCUAUGCAUAACACGCUUGCAUAAUACAAGCCUGAUACAUAACAUUAAUAUAUUUGUACAGUGUAGCUUUGCUUCCAUUUCCUGGCUUAACCCUAAACCCUCCAGGGUAUUCUGGCUAGAAACCCUGCCACGCACAUCGGUCCGCACCAUCUGUCAAAGUGGCUUGCCGCCAAGGGUAUCGAGAUCCAACAGGUCAACUCUCCCCAAGGCCAAACAGACUAGAAGUCUGUGGUCGACGGUCCCCACCAGUUCCAUGGGAACUGGUAAGCAGAUUCGGGCAAGCUGAACUGACGAAGGUACACAGUUACCGAAAGCUCGGCAACAAGAUAAACUAAGUCCACUGCUUGAAGAUAAAUUGGUCAUCACUCCCGCGCUCCUUGGAAUGCAGAAUAAUACAGUGAGAACACAAAAGCACUACUUUAUUCUGUGUUCCAAUCGCACUCUCAUAAUAACUCUUUUCCCCAUUUUCUUACUUUUUAUGUCUAAGAAUGGGGGUUCAACCCCCCCCCCGUCCACACCUGCAUUGUUUCAGUCACUUUACUCCCUGAUUUAAAUCAGCACCUCACAUGUGUGACCUGGCACGACAAAAUGAGCGUGAAGUCGCAUUCUGCUCUUUCCGGUUUUGAGGGUUCAAAGUCAAAUACUGAAGCGGAGGUCAAUUUUGGCAUUUUGUAAUAUUUUGAAAGAGUAACCCCUCCAUUUAAUGCCAAUUUUGUCAGCAAGUAAUCACUGUGCAAGACCUUUUACAUGCAGCUCCAUAAUCUUAAAACCCUUUCGUUUUAUUUUUGUCAGUAACGUAAUAACUUGUGACCAGUUGUUGUUUCCACUUGCAUACAUUUGAAAGUGCUUUUUUCUUCAUCUUUUGUAAUAACUAAGAUCCUACAAACAUAUUUCCCGUGAACAUGUGGUCUUCAGAUUGCAUAAGCACGCACAUGUAGUUUAGAAUACGUAUUCUUUCCCUAUUUUCACAACAAAAUGUCCGGCUUGUGUGCGGCGCGUCAAUCUAUUUUUAAUGCUUUUCGCGAAACGUUCACCUUGUCACUGAAAUCACAGAGCAAGGAAGGACUGUGCUCUCUAUCUACACACAGCUUUAGCUGCAGCUCUACGCGUUUUUAUUAUUUGCACCAUCAGAAGGGCAGAUCCAUUCACAGCUUCAUGUUUGUAGCUUUUAUAAUCGAAGCUGGCCUGAUUUUUAGUUUAUGCUGUAUACAUGUACAUGUAUUCUAAACCAACUUGUACAUAAUGUAAAAGACUACAUUAAAAAAUUGCACAGUGCAAUUCUACAUGCAUA